This is a messenger RNA of Aspergillus homomorphus CBS 101889, 1045 nucleotides long. Its product is annotated as tyrosinase family protein. The transcript has 3 exons. The coding region runs from base 1 to 1023 and encodes 340 amino acids. Lineage: Eukaryota; Fungi; Ascomycota; Eurotiomycetes; Eurotiales; Aspergillaceae. The record is from RefSeq and is a predicted model, not a curated record. Gene Ontology annotation, molecular function: oxidoreductase activity.
AUGAAGUAUACAAUUCUCACCACAGCACUGGCUCUGGCAGCCAGUGCCUCCGCCGCAGCGGUUCCGGCAUCCACCUCUGCUCAGAAGCGCGAUUCCACGACCGAAUACAUCCCCUCGUACUUCAGCGGCGCAUGCACCAAGGAGAAGAUGACCACCCGCAAGGAAUGGCGGCACCUGACCUCCCAGGAGCAGAGCAAGUUCCUCGAUGCCCUGCAGUGUCUGAUGGACAAGCCCGCCCAAUCGGGCCUAACAGCCACCAGCAGUCGCUUCAGCGACCUCCAGGCCCUGCAUCGCGGCAUGACCAACACCGCCUACGCGGACAUCAUCCACCACGUGGGCCAAUUCCUCCCCUGGCAUCGGUACUACAUGCACAUCUACGAGACCCUCCUCCGCGACGAGUGCGGCUACACCGGCUCGAUUCCCUACUGGAACGAACAGCUAGACGCCGACAGCGGGAACAUGUUCCAGUCCUCGAUGUGGGGACCCGACGCCUUCGGCGGCAACGGCACCGGCUCGGAUUUGUGCGUCACCGACGGCCGCUUCGCCAACAUGACCCUGCACAUUGGUCCGGGCUACGAAGACAGCGAUUACUGCCUGCGUCGGGCGUGGGACAACGAGGCCGCUAUCGCGAACGCUAAUAGCACCGCGCUGGAUGCGUGUAACGCGUACAACACGUAUGCGCCGUGGUGGGAUUGCGUCUCGAACAUCCCGCAUAAGGGCGUGCAUACUAAUAUCGGCGGUGUGAUGGCUGAUAUCAAGUCCUCGCCCGGUGAUCCCGUCUUCUUCAUGCACCACGCGUAUAUCGAUAAGGUGUGGUGGUCGUGGCAGAAGCAGGAUCCCGAGAACCGGUUGUAUGAUAUCAGCGGGCCGACCUUGAAUGAGACGGCGAAUGUGGAGCCGGCGGGCGGGUGGCAGAAUGCGACGCUGCAUUAUGAGCUUUCUUCGUUUGAGAUCAAGCCCAAUGUUACCAUUGGGAGGGUGAUGAACACUCAGGGUGGGUAUUUGUGCUAUGGGUAUGACUGAGCGGGUGCUUGUGGGGUUGGAG